Oncorhynchus mykiss (rainbow trout) is the source of this 1510-nucleotide messenger RNA. The record is from RefSeq and is a predicted model, not a curated record. NCBI's taxonomy places the organism in Eukaryota, Metazoa, Chordata, Actinopteri, Salmoniformes, Salmonidae.
CAUCAUGCGACUCAAACGUAGCCGAAGAUUGGCUUUGUGGUCCAUGUCGUUGAUAGUGAUGCAGAGCGGGGUUGCAGGGCGUGCAUGUUUUGCUCUUACAGAACUACAAGUCCUACGGUUCAAUUUGCGGUAUUAGCGUGAUACGCGCGUGGAGACCAUGUCGUACCCAGGACUAUCUGACGAGCUAUCAGAAAAAUAUCCCUCGAAAAACGGGUCAACGCCGCAUAUUGUUGACACUAGACGUGGACACUGUGAGAAUUAAAGAUGGGGUCCCGUAUCAAGGACAACCCAGAGGCACCCUUUGAGGUGUACCUGGAAAUGACCCACCCUGGAACCGCUGGCUCUGAUCCGGAGGUGCGGAGGGGAUUCCCCGAGGACUACAUCGACCAGGAAACUCUUCAGACAGUCCCCAAGUUCUGCUUCCCCUUCAGUGUGGACAGCUAUCUGCCUUGGUUUGAGGUGUUCUACAAGUUUCUCAAUAUCCUGGCUGACUACACAAUCAAAGGCCAGGAGAGUCAGUGGCGAGAGCUCCUGAAGUCACUUUACACACUCCCCAUCCCUGAUCCUGGAGUGCCUGUCCAACUUAGCGUGCAUUCCUACUUCACUGUGCCUGACACAAGGGAACUUCCCAGCAUACCUGAAAGUAGAAACCUAACAGAAUAUUUUGUAGCUGUAGAUGUCAAUAACAUGCUCCAUCUGUACGUUAGUAUGCUUUAUGAGCGUCGAAUCCUCAUCUGCUGUAGCAAACUAAGUACUUUAACGGCGUAUGUUCAUGGGUCGGCGGCCAUGAUGUACCCCAUGUAUUGGCAACACGUUUACAUUCCCGUCCUGCCUCAGCACCUUAUAGACUACUGCUGGGAGAGUCAAUCACGUUCGGAGGAGGUCUUCGUGACCCACCGCUCCAGUGCCAUGAGACAGUUCCUGCAGAACGCCAUCCAGCAGCAGCUCUUCAAACAGUUCAUCGACGGCCGCUUGGACCUUCUGAAUGCCGGUGAGGGCUUCAGGGAUAUUUUCGAGGAUGAGAUCAACAUGGGAGAGUAUGCAGGCAGCGACAACAACUACCACCAGUGGCUAUUCACUGUCAAGAAAGGGGGUGGAGCUAUCUUCAACACAGUGAGGACCAAGGCUAACCCUGCCAUGAAAACGGUCUAUAAGUUUGCUAAAGAUCAUGCCAAGGGGAUAAAGGAAGUCAAAAGUCGGCUAAAACAAAAGGAGCUGGCAGAGAAUGGCUACUCCUCGACAGCAGGCACAGGAGCGGGUACCGGGGAGGAAGACACUACGGCCGGGUCGCCCCCCUCCGCCUGCAGGAAGCCCAUCACAGCGCACUUUGGACAGCCCCUCCGAGCCCCUCCCCCUCGACCCCAUCCUUCCGGGCUCCAGCGCGGCAACUCGCAGCCCGCCCGUCCAUCCAGGCUACUGGUGGCCAAGAGACCUCGCAGCAACGUGGGCCUGGAGAGCAGCCCUGAACAGUAAGACCACCUAGCUACAUAAUACACACACUGAAAACGCU